Plectropomus leopardus (leopard coralgrouper) is the source of this 3370-nucleotide messenger RNA. The record is from RefSeq and is a predicted model, not a curated record. Lineage: Eukaryota; Metazoa; Chordata; Actinopteri; Perciformes; Serranidae.
AACACUGAACACUGUGUUGUGUUGAUUUAAUGGAUUGAGUUUCUGCCUAAAAUAACUGUUUUGAUUCAGAAGUUAAAGACUGCUUUGGUUCCAGAUCACGUCCCUGUAGUCAGACGCGUGAAACAGCAUUUUAAGUCAAUUUUGGCGACAGCAGCAGGCGCUACAAGUCUUUGUUGCUUCUGCUUCUCUCCAGAUUCCCCCGUCAAUACUGUUUUUGCUGCAAUUCCCCCGACAAGUCCUGAGCCAAGAGAGGGACCUCAUAGAGCGAAGAGGGAAGAGGAGGUGGAAGGCAGAGUUUUGAGUACAGUUGAAAGAAGGAAGUGAAGAGUUAGAGGUCGGAGGACAAAGACUAAUACAGGAAGGAGACGUAAAGAUAGAACCAAACAGAACGCGGAGAGAUUUCUAUAAAACCGUCCAUGUCAGAAACUGGGAGAGAAAUAACGACGGGAUGACAAAACACGAAAGACAAGGGGAGUCAAGGAAGUUUGACCCAAACUUCAAAGGUCCGAUUCACAACAGAGGCUGCACAGAUAUCCUCUGCUGUAUUCUCUUCAUCAUCGCCUUGUUGGGGUACUUUGCUGUCGGUAUCGUUGCCUGGUCUCAGGGUGACCCCAGGAAAGUGAUCUAUCCCACAGACAGCAGGGGGCAGUUCUGCGGACAAGCGGGAACACCUCUGGAGAAGAAGCCUUUUCUGUUCUACUUCAACAUCCUGAAAUGUGCCAGUCCUCUGGUGCUGCUGGAGUUCCAGUGUCCCACCACACAGCUAUGUGUGGAAAGCUGUCCUGACCGGCACAUGACGUUGGUGAAAGCCAAAUUAGGCGGCCCAGAAGACCAUGAAUACUACAAACAGUUCUGUAAGGAAGGAGUGGAUUUCGCCAAAUUGAGUCCCCCUCAGCUCCUGCAGCAACGCUUGUGUCCUGGCAUGCUGAUGCCCAGUAAACCCUUCACGCGUCGCUGCCUGCCUGCCUUGGGAACCAUGAAAGGCGGGGUGGUGGUGGUCGGCAAUGAGACCUCUCUAAAUGUUGGACCUGGCGUCAGUAUCAACGCAACGGAUGUGCUGGAGGCGUCCAAGAAAUCCAAUGUGGUUGUUGAAGCUCGCCAGGUGGCCAUGAGAAUCUUUGAGGACUACACUCAGUCCUGGCACUGGAUCCUGCUAGGUCUGGUGAUCGCCAUGCUCGUCAGCUUGAUUUUCAUCGUCCUUCUGCGAUUCUUGGCUGGCAUCAUGGUCUGGGUCAUGAUCGUUUUGGUCAUUCUCGUCAUCGGAUACGGGAUUUUCCACUGUUACAUAGAGUUUGCAAAUCUGAAGGGAGAGCCGGGCUCUGACGUCACCAUCCGUGACCUCGGCCUGCAGACGGACUUCUCCGUGUACCUGCAGAUCAGACAGACCUGGCUGGCCUUCAUGAUCAUCCUGGCUAUUGUGGAGGUCGUCAUCAUCCUGCUGCUCAUCUUCCUCAGAAAGAGAAUCAUGAUCGCCAUCGCCCUCAUCAAAGAAUCGAGCAGAGCUGUUGGUCACGUGAUGUCAUCACUGUUCUACCCACUGCUGACCUUUGCCCUCUUGGCUUUGGUGAUCGCAUACUGGGCCAUCACUGCAGUUUUCUUGUCCACCUCUAACGAGCAGGUGUACAAAGUGUUCAACACCACUGAGUGCGAGUACUCACGAGAGACCUGCGACCCCAAGACAUUCAACACCUCCAACGCUUCAGCUCAGUGUCCGGAUGCAGAAUGCCUGUUUGCCUUCUACGGUGGGGAGACCCUCUACCACAAAUACCUCAUCCUGUUCCAGUUCUACAACGUCUUCCUCUUCUUCUGGUGUGCCAACUUUGUGACGGCCCUGGGCCAGGUCACUCUGUCGGGUGCCUUCGCCUCGUACUACUGGGCCUUCAAGAAGCCCGAUGAUAUACCCGCCUAUCCCAUCUUCUCCUCGCUGGGACGGGCUCUCCGAUACCACACAGGCUCCCUGGCUUUUGGCUCUUUGAUCCUGUCUAUAGUCCAGGUCAUCAGGGUCAUUCUGGAGUACCUGGAUCACAAGUUGAAAGGCGCUCAGAACAAGUUUGCCAAAUUCAUGCUGAGCUGCAUGAAGUGCUGCUUCUGGUGUUUGGAGAAGUGUAUCAAAUUCCUUAACAGGAAUGCCUACAUCAUGAUUGCCAUCUAUGGAAAAAGUUUCUGUCCCUCGGCUCGGGAUGCUUUUUUCCUGCUCAUGAGGAAUAUUGUCAGGGUGGCUGUUUUAGAUAAAGUGACUGACUUCCUGCUGUUUCUUGGGAAGCUCCUCAUUGUUGGAAUAGUUGGCAUCUUCUCUUUCUUCUUCUUCUCUGGGAGAAUCAAAGCGGUAGAGGAAGCUGCUCCGUCUCUGAACUACUACUGGGUGCCAAUACUGACGUUGGUAGUGGGAUCCUACCUCAUCGCCCACGGCUUCUUCAGCGUGUACGCCAUGUGUGUGGACACACUGUUCCUCUGCUUCUUGGAGGAUUUGGAGCGCAACGAUGGAUCUGCAGAGAGGCCGUACUUCAUGUCUCAGAACCUGCUGGACCUCCUGAAAAAGUCCAAUCAACAGGCCAAAUCUAUAGAUUAAGUCACGAGUGUGUGUGUGUGUGUGUAUUUGUGGUUGUGAGCAUGUGUGCGGGUGCGUGUUGUAUUUUAAAGUGGAGAUAUGAACAAAAAGAGGAAUUACAGUGCCAUUUCCUGUGUUACAGUAUGUGUGUACAGUAUGUUUGUGUCUUGCUGCCAAAUGAAAAUCCUUCAUGUUGUCUGUUAUUUUUUUUUUUUUACAAAGCAUAAAGCCUGUCGGCUCUUUAUAUUUGCCCAAUUAGGGUGUUUUUAUAUCAGAAGGAACAUGCAAGCUUGACUUAAAGAUGAUAACUGUAGUUAAUUUAAGGAAAUGUUUGCCUUACAAAGUAAUGUUUUUCUUUAUCAUUAUAUAUUUUGGUCUUUUUUUGUUACUAUAUAUGUAUAUUCUGUUACACAAUUUUUGUGGAAGUUUUGAAUGGUCCAGUGUCUUUCAGUGACAUCUGCAAUUUUUUGGCAGAAGUAGCCUGUUGAUAAAUGUGUAAAGUUGUGCUUUAUCAGGUUAAUUAAGCUUAUUGCACUGUAUGAAAUCAGCUCACCAAAGCAAAGUAGCUAAACUGCAGGCAAUUAAAAGCUUAGUGUGAUAUCAAAGCCUUAAGAGAUUAUAAAUAACCCAAGUGGUUUAACUUGGAUUUGCAGCCUUAAUUCUGACUAAAUUGUUUAUUGCCUUUAUUCUUAAACAAUCUGUCAAUGUAAGAUUAAUGUGCAAAUUUUGAGUUUGUAAAAGUUUUACAUUAUAUUUGAUUUUGUUAGAAACUAAUAAAAGUGUGUUGCCGUUUCAGUGUUCAAAGGAACAAAAAAACAAAAA